Spodoptera exigua (beet armyworm) is the source of this 1309-nucleotide messenger RNA. The record is from the annotation of a GenBank genome assembly. NCBI's taxonomy places the organism in Eukaryota, Metazoa, Arthropoda, Insecta, Lepidoptera, Noctuidae.
GUAAACACGUGAAACGGAACGGAGCUAACAAAAAUGACAGAUGAUGCAAUAACAAACGUCAGUUCAUUUUGACAAGUAGCGUGAGCCUGUGUCACGCAGUAGUAUUACAGUUUGUAACACUUUCACUAAACAAUCUUGUAUUAAAUUCGCCUUAAAAUCAAUGGUGUUUUUAUAAAUCGCCAAACUCAGUUACCUUCGGACUUUCUGGCAGUAAUCAACGACGUCUAACAUCGGCUCUGACCUCAAAUUAGUACACAACGUGCGAUGCUCCCGAUCGGAGUCUCUAAUAUGGACCUAAUAGACAUAGCGGGGGUCUUACGUGAAUCGGAACAGGUACUAAGACAGUGUUUCACAAAAUACCAAAUAGACGAAGUGUUUCUCUCUUUCAACGGCGGAAAAGACUGCACAGUGCUCUUAGAUAUAACUUUAAACGUUUUACGUGAUAUUUACAAAAGGGACGACAUUGCCAGUGAAUUAAAAGUUGUGUAUAUUCGGACUAAUGGACCGUUCAGGGAAAUCGAGACCUUCGUGGAUCAGAUUAAAGAACAUUAUGGUGUGACACUGUUGGUGACGGAAGGUGAAAUGAAGAAUACGCUGCAAAGGCUGUUGGAUCAGGACGAGAAACUAAAGGCCGUCCUCAUGGGGACGCGGCGAACAGACCCUUACAGCGAGAAUUUAGAGUUUAUGCAGAAAACAGAUUCCCACUGGCCUCAGAUAGUGCGCGUGUCUCCCUUACUGAACUGGAGUUAUCACCACAUCUGGAGCUAUACACUUCAGAGACGAGUGCCUUAUUGCAGCUUAUACGAUAGAGGAUACACAUCAAUCGGCAGCAUACACAACACAUGGCCAAACCCCGCACUAGCGACAAAAGACAACUGUGGCUGUAUAACGUACUUACCGGCGUGGCACCUAACCGACGCUUCUCUAGAACGGGCGGGCCGGGGCUCUGCACCGAAGGCACCCGUCAAUGGACACGCAACUUAUAGCAAUCACAUAAACGGUAUUGAAAACAAUCAUAUGAAUGGCAUAGACAGUACUCACAAGAGUAGUAGCGACCAUAUACAUCCGUCGCGCGUGUAACACAGGAUGUUACAAAUAGUUACUAAUUGUUUCUGGCAUUGAUGCAAACUCGGUAACAAAAACAACAAGAACUCGGUGCAAAGUUCUAGUGCAUUGUAUAUGAUGUUGAUGUGAUACUUUCCCUCCUAUAGACAAAUGGCUUUUAUUCGAAUCGAAAUGAAUAGGUGUGUGUCAUGCAUGACAAUGACAUUGACUUUGACAGAUUUUAUGAUAUGUCAGUGUAGUUACU